AUGAGUGCUGUAGGGAACACUUCACAGAGUUUAGAGGACCCGUUAGGAUCUGGCUCUGGGGGUGACGAGGGUCCCCGCGAGAGUGACGAGAGUCCCUGGGUUCCCUGCGAGAGUGACGAGGGUCCCCGCGAGGGCGACGAGGGUCCCAACGAAGUUCCCCGCGAGGGCGAUGAGGGUCCCAACGAGGGACUUCGCGAGGAUGACGAGGGUCCCCAGGGUCCCUGUGAGGGUGUCGAUGGUCCCCAUAAGGGUCCCCGCGAGGGCGACGAGGGUCCCAACGAGGGUCCCCGCGAAGAUGACGAGGGUCCCCAGGGUCCCUGCGAGGGUGUCGAUGAUCCCCAUAAGGGUCCCUGCGUGGGUGACGAGGGUCCCCAGGGUCCCCGUGAGGGUGACGAGGGUCCCCGCGAGGGUGACGAGAGUCCCCGCGAAGGUGACAAGGGUCCUCAUAACGGUCCCCACGUGGGUGACCCCCCGAAGGGCCUAACCCGGAAAGUGGAGUCUUCUCCAUCCUGA
Molecule: messenger RNA, 513 nt
Organism: Eufriesea mexicana
Lineage: Eukaryota; Metazoa; Arthropoda; Insecta; Hymenoptera; Apidae
Product: eukaryotic translation initiation factor 3 subunit A-like
Exons: 2
Coding region: 1-513 (170 amino acids)
Source: RefSeq, a predicted model, not a curated record